Molecule: messenger RNA, 3943 nt
Organism: Trichechus manatus latirostris (Florida manatee)
Lineage: Eukaryota; Metazoa; Chordata; Mammalia; Sirenia; Trichechidae
Product: protocadherin gamma-A11-like
Exons: 1
Coding region: 570-3134 (854 amino acids)
Biological process (GO): homophilic cell-cell adhesion
Cellular component (GO): plasma membrane
Molecular function (GO): calcium ion binding
Source: RefSeq, a predicted model, not a curated record
UGCUUCAAUCCUACUUUUCAAAGGCAUUUAACGGUAAAUUCAAGAGUGAAAUCUAGAAAAAAAUUUCAUGAAGUUAAGUACCUUUUAGUUAAGGAUGUGGAAUAUAUCCUUAUUUUAAAUGACAACCCCAAAGCGAUUCAACUUUUCUCAAACGUUUUGUCUUCAUUAUACUCAAAGAAACAUUGAUAAUAAUUAUAGCCAUGCAUCCUCCUUUCAUAAGAGCUCUUGGUAAACUUUUAAAAUCAUGUAAGUCUUCAUCGUUUGCAAUUUUAACCUUACAAAUACGUGUGAUUCUCAAAGAGGUAAGUAAUCAUUUCUUCCUGACCCGCACAUUAGUUGGGUUUUUCUUACAUGUUGCAAAAAUAAGAUUGGGCUCUAGGCGCCGCUGUUCACCAAUCAGGGAAUGGGAAGCUGCGAGCGCUCGAGUCCCUCCCUCCCCCACCUCUGCCACACAAAGCGGAAUGAGAUGGAUACUCACCGAGCCUGAUGCUGGAAUCUUAAAGCAUUUCCCUUCCUUCUCUAAUAUAUUUUGGAUGAUGACGGCCCGAAAUUCGUAGACACACAAACUGAUGCAGAAACAAACUGACGCAAGAAACCGCGGAAUAUUGGGCUCAGACACUGCCAUGGUUGAUCGGCUUCCGCGCCUGGACCGCGGCGGACUGGUCCUGCUGUGCAUUUUCCUGGGGACACUGCGGGAGUCCCGGGCAGGACAGAUCCGCUACUCCGUACCCGAAGAGACGGACAAAGGUUUCUUUGUGGGCAACAUCUCCAAGGACCUGGGGCUGGAGCCCAGGGAGCUGGCGGAGCGCGGAGUCCGCAUCGUCUCCAGAGGUAGGACGCAGCUUUUCGCUCUGAACCCGCGAAGCGGCAGCUUGAUCACAGCAGGCAGGAUAGACCGGGAGGAGCUCUGUGAGAUGGUUUCCGCCUGUCUUUUAAAUAUGGAGAUUCUUGCGGAAGACAUCUUGAAGAUUUAUGGAGUGGAGGUAGAAAUAAUGGAUAUUAAUGAUAACGCCCCCAGCUUCCGGGAAGAGGAAGUAGAGAUAAAAAUCAGUGAGCACGCAACUCCGGGAUUGCGAUUCCCCCUUCCUAAUGCUAAGGAUCCAGAUGUGGGCGUGAACUCCCUCCAGAGCUACCAGCUCAGCCCUAAUAGUUACUUCUCCUUGCACGUGCGAGGCGGAAGCGAUGGAGUCAAGAAUCCAGAGCUAGUGCUGGAACAGGCUCUGGACCGAGAGAAAGAGGCUGCUCACCUCCUCCUCCUUACAGCUUUAGAUGGAGGCGAUCCCAUCCGCAAGGGCGCUGUUCCCAUUCGGGUGGUGGUCCUCGACGUAAAUGACCACAUCCCAAAGUUUACACAGUCUGUGUAUCGAGUGAGUGUUCCUGAGAACCUCAGCUCCGGAACUCGGGUGCUCGUGGUAAACGCAACGGAUCCAGACGAAGGAGUCAAUGGGGAAGUGAUGUAUUCAUUCCGGAAUACAGAAAGCAAAGUUUCGGAAAUAUUCCAGUUGGAUUCUCGAACUGGAGAAGUCCUAAUACGAGGGUCUCUGGAUUAUGAGAAAUAUAGAUUCUAUGAGAUGGAAAUUCAAGGCCAAGAUGGUGGAGGUCUGGUGACCAUCGCUAAGCUGUUGAUCACUGUUGUAGAUGUAAAUGAUAAUGCUCCAGAAAUAACUAUUACCUCUUCUACUAAUUCAGUGCUGGAAAACUCUCCUCCAGGUACGGUAAUUGCUCUUCUUAACGUGCAAGAUCAAGACUCUGAAGAAAAUGGUCAGGUCUCCUGUUUCAUUCCUAAAAAUUUGCCUUUUAAGUUAGAAAAGACUUACGGAAAUUACUACAAGUUGAUAACAAGCAAAGCACUGGACAGGGAGCAGGUCCAGAGCUACAAUAUAACGAUGACAGCCACAGACCAGGGAAGUCCGCCUUUGUCUACAGAAACUCACAUCUCGUUGAAUGUGGCCGAUGACAACGAUAACGCGCCUGCUUUCCUUCACUCCACUUACUCAGCCUACAUUCCUGAAAACAAUCCUAGAGGCUCUUCCAUCUUCUCAGUGACAGCCCACGACCCGGACAGCAAAGAGAACGCCCGAGUUAUUUACUUUCUGGCCGAGGACACCAUCCAGGGGGCGCCUCUGUCUUCCUACAUUUCCAUCAAUUCCGACACUGGAGUCCUGUUCGCACUGCGUUCCUUCGACUAUGAGCAGUUCCACGACCUGCAGUUGUGGGUGACGGCACGCGACAGCGGGUACCCGCCGCUCAGCAGCAACGUGUCACUAAGCCUGUUCGUGCUGGACCAGAACGACAACGCACCGGAGAUCUUGUACCCCGCCCUUCCUAGCGACGGCUCCACUGGAGUGGAGUUGGCGCCCCGCUCUGCAGAGCCCGGCUACUUGGUGACCAAAGUGGUGGCUGUUGACCGUGACUCAGGUCAGAACGCCUGGUUGUCCUACCGCCUGCUCAAGGCCAGCGAGCCAGGGCUCUUCGCGGUGGGAGUGCACACGGGCGAGGUACGCACGGCGCGGGCCCUGCAGGACAGAGACGCGCUCAAGCAGAGCCUCGUGGUGGCCGUCCAGGACCACGGCCAGCCCCCUCUCUCGGCCACCGUCACGCUCACCGUGGCCGUGACCGACAGCAUCCCCGAUGUGCUGGCCGAUCUGGGCAGCCUAGAGUCUCCCGCCAACCCUGACGACUCCGGACUCACGCUGUACCUGGUGGUGGCUGUGACCACGGUUUCCUGCGUCUUCCUCGCCUUUGUCCUCGUGCUGCUGGCGCUCAGGCUGAGGCGCUGGCACUCAUCGCGCCUGCUCCAGGCUCCGGGAGAAGCGUUGACUGGCGCGCCUGCCUCGCACUUUGUGGGUGUGGACCGGGUGCAGGCCUUCCUGCAGACCUAUUCUCACGAGGUCUCCCUCACCGCGGACUCGCGGAAGAGUCACCUGAUCUUCCCUCAGCCCAACUACGCUGAUACGCUCAUCAGCCAGGAGAGCUAUGAGAAAAGCGAGCCACUCUUGGUAGCUGAAGACUUAGCUACCGGUUUAGGCAAAAGCGAUCCAACGAAUAAUCAGGUGAGAUUUAUUUCCCUGUCUCCCAAGUGCUGGCGUCUUGGCACAAGUCUUUCAAUUAGCUUUUUUCUGAUCCUGUUAUGAAAACUCUUUUUGGGGGGGUGGGCAUACUCAGUUUACACUACAUAUUUAGAGCAGUACAUGUGAGUUUAUGUACUUUCAUCAAACUACCAUCAUUUUUCAGAAAGGUUUGUGAAAGCCAUUUUUUUACUGGUGGUAUGUUUUUCUUUUGAUUCCAAAGGACUAGUUCAGCUAUCAUGGCUUACUUUGUAUUGAGUUUUAGUAUUAUUUUUCUAUUGUCAGUGUCUGUAGUUAUCAAUGUAAAGCUGAUUAUGAUACCAAAACUUAUUUUGUUCCCUAUAGUUGCCUGUACUGAUUUAGCAUUAUAUUCUAAAAUUAUCUGCUAUUCUAAUGUGCAGAUUUGACCCUAUUGCUUCCAUUGCAUGCUCUGUCUAGCUCUCUUUUAUAUAUAUCACACACACAUAUAUACACAAGUAUGCAUACACACAUACAUACAUCUACACACAGGAGCUUUUUCUGAGCACAAAACAAUUCUAUUCUGAUUCUUAAUGGCUGGUAAUAUGUUUAGAUCCUGUUGAGUAUUUCAGCUUUGUUUCGUUGCUUCAUGCUACCAAACCAGACAUAUUGACUGCCUUUUAAUUUAACGGGCUCUUGGAAGAGGAAAUAUAGAAUUCAUUUAUUUUCUUAAGUUCCAGACAUUUUAUUUUUCUACUGUGAAAUUGUUGGGUUGUUGUAAAGAAAUAAUUGAAUUGUUGAGCUGGUGUUACUUCCUUUUAUUCUUUUGCUUAUGUUGACUGUUUGUGUGUGUAUGUGUUGAGGGUUUUAAAAUCUAGUCAAUUCAUAUAUGUUGUUGUUAGGUGCCAUCAAGUCGG